Phodopus roborovskii (desert hamster) is the source of this 1413-nucleotide messenger RNA. RefSeq names its product major facilitator superfamily domain containing 9 (gene Slc67a2). The coding region runs from base 1 to 1398 and encodes 465 amino acids. Gene Ontology annotation, biological process: transmembrane transport. Gene Ontology annotation, molecular function: transmembrane transporter activity. The transcript has 6 exons. The record is from RefSeq and is a predicted model, not a curated record. NCBI's taxonomy places the organism in Eukaryota, Metazoa, Chordata, Mammalia, Rodentia, Cricetidae.
AUGGCGGUGGGGCUCCGCGGGCGAGGAGCCUCGGGGAAGGGGCUGACCGCGGAGGCCCCAGCGACAGCAGCACCCGUGGCAGCCGGAUCCCGCCGCUUCCUGCUCUGUCUCUACCUGGUCGGCUUUCUGGACUUGUUUGGUGUCAGUAUGGUUGUUCCUUUGUUGAGUCUCCAUGUCAAGUCCCUUGGAGUAAGUCCUGCAGUUGCUGGAGUGGUGGGUUCCUCCUACGGUGCUUUGCAGCUCUUCUCCAGCACCUUUGUGGGUUGCUGGAGUGAUGUGGUCGGAAGAAGGUCCUCCUUGCUGGUGUGCAUUCUGCUCAGUGCUCUGGGUUAUCUCCUCCUUGGAGUAUCCACCAACGUGUUCCUGUUUACGCUGGCUAGAGUCCCUGUGGGUGUUUUUAAACACACCCUCUCCAUCUCCAGGGCACUUCUUUCUGAUCUGGUCGCAGAGAAAGAGCGGCCACUGGUGCUGGGAAGGUUCAACACAGCCUCAGGUGUAGGCUUCAUCCUGGGUCCCAUGGUUGGUGGGUAUCUGACGGAACUGGAUGGUGGGUUCUACUUGACAGCUCUUAUCUGCUGCUCUGUCUUCCUUCUCAAUGCCGGUCUCGUUUGGCUGUUACCUUGGAGAGAAACAAACAUCAGCAGUGCAGGGAAUGGUUGGAGCUCAGAUCAGAAGCGUGCUACAGCAUCACGGAAACCGGAAGGUGCACUGCAGGGAGCAGCCACCACCCCCCCUGAGGCCAGGGGGAAUGAGGAGCAAGGGCAGAGGCCCUGGGUCGGAGUCACAUCCGCCUUGAAGGACGUGAAGAGCCUCAUAUUUUCUGCGCUGUGGGACAUAUUUCUUGUGCGCCUGCUGAUGGGGGUGGCGGUCAUGCUGUACUAUAGUAAUUUCGUCUUGGCCCUGGAGGAGCGUUUUGGGGUGCGGCCCAAGACCACAGGAUACCUCAUCAGCUACACCAGUGCGCUGGGUACCCUGGCUGGCUUCGCCGUGGGGCCCAUUCUACGGCUGUACAAGCACAACUCGUACAUGGUCCUGCUGCAUUCCAGCGUAAUCACCUGGCUGCUGCUCCUGCUCUACUCCGCGGCCCGCACCAUGGAUGUGGUGGUCUUCUCCUCCACGCUUCUGUCCUUCUCCACCAGCAUCGGGAGAACGUGCAUCACUGACCUCCAGCUGAGUGCCGGCGGGGCCCAGGCCAGUGGCACCGUCAUAGGUGUGGGCCAGUCUGUGACUGCCGUGGGCCGCAUCAUUGCCCCUCUCCUCUCAGGGCUCGCCCAGGAGAUCAGUCCCUGUGGACCCCCAAGCCUGGGCGCUGCUUUAGCCCUGGUGGCUAUUUUAAUCAUGUCACUGAACAGACCACAUCCCAGUGAGGAUGGGAGUACGGAACUCAAAAGGGAAUAGGGUGGGCUGGGACCA